Trichoderma breve is the source of this 1416-nucleotide messenger RNA. RefSeq names its product mob1/phocein family domain-containing protein. Gene Ontology annotation, cellular component: cytoplasm. The record is from RefSeq and is a predicted model, not a curated record. NCBI's taxonomy places the organism in Eukaryota, Fungi, Ascomycota, Sordariomycetes, Hypocreales, Hypocreaceae. The coding region runs from base 1 to 1416 and encodes 471 amino acids. The transcript is spliced from 4 exons.
AUGUCUCUGGCGCCGAGCUCCCCUCGUCUGCCCAGCCCCCCGCCGCCAGCAGAAAUCCAGAUAGGGCCAAACUCCCCCUCGGGAGGUCCAGCGGCGACUCUGGCGACCACCGAGAUGGAACAGUCGCAUCUGGAUGCCAGCUCCUCUCGGCGGAUACACCCCGGGACAAAGGCUGCAGAUAUGGCGGCUGGCCCUCCAUUGGUGCCACUGAGCGAGCUAGAUUCACCAUUCCAACUUCAAGAGCACCUCGCUGCUUUACACUAUCACAGCACCGCCUCCGGCACGCAGCCACUAACUCGCGCCUCAGCCCUUCAGCUCGCUCAGCCUCCCCCGGGCAUCGAUCGCACUCUCUGGCUCUACGAGCUUUGCCGCUUCCUCAUCUCGCAGUGCAACUCUCUCAUCGUUGGCUUCCUCUUCGACACGCCACCAUGCAGCGCCAGCACAUGUCCCGAGAUGCGCGCGUCGGAAUGGCAGUUUCUAUGCGCCGUGCACGAGCAACCUAAGAGCUGCUGUGCCAUUGACUACUGCUGCCAUACCCUCGACUGGGCCGCCAACGUGGUCUCGGACCAAAAGAUCUUCCCCAGCCGCUUCGUCGUGGUCAACGAUAUUCAUAGCAAGAAUGUUGGCGUCAAGAGCUUGGUCAACGUCUUCCGUCGGCUGCACCGCAUCUUUGCGCACGCCUGGUUCCAACAUCGCAGCGUCUUCUGGGCCGUCGAAGGGCAGACCGGGCUCUAUGUCUUCUUCAAGACCGUGUGCGACCUGUAUGACCUGCUACCAGCUGAGAAUUACAAACUGCCCCCCGAGGCGGAAGGCCUCGAGGCGCCACCAGAGUUCGAUGUCAUGGCCAACAGAGCUCCUCCGCCUCAGAUCCUAAAGCCCCAGGCUUCCCAACCCAGCGGAGGCGAGCUCGAGGACGAUGGUUCGCACGGGUCAGUCAACCGCACAAACACUCGCAGGCACAUCAGGAGCAGCCCAUCCACCGGGAGCUCUGUAACAACCGUCAUGGAGGCGGAGGAAGAAGAUGCCGAUGGAGUUUCUCGCAGACUGAGAAACAUGCACUUGGCAGCCCCCGACGUCUUGGAAGAGGAACCUGAAGUCACCGAAGUCCCCGUCAUCGUCGAGCAAUCAGACGAAGCAGGCACCGUAUCUGACUUGUCAGAUGUUAGCCAACAAACAGGGGUAUCGGAAAGCAUUGUGGAGAUUACAGAUGAUGACGUUACUAGCGUUAUUGACACUUCUGAUGCACAUAAUACCACUGAGCAGGAGGAAGAGACGACAGCCGCAGCAGCAGACGCUGAGCACGCCGCUGAACCCUCAGGAGAGGAAACAGCAGCACAAGAUCAACAGCCCACUGCAGCAGAGACAGCGCCUGCAGCGGACGUGGAAAAAGAAGGGGCACAAGGUGAUGAAAAGUAG